AUGCCGGGAGUGGCAUCGGAAUUGCGCCCUGUGAGAUCCUCCGCUUCUACACCUUCACUACGUUCAAGAGAGGGAAGUGCGACACCAAUUGGCAGAAUGGAUGCGCCAGGCGGAAACGUUCGAGUCGUAGUCAGGGUCAGAGGGUUUCUUCCUAGAGAAAUCGAGCGAGGCGCGGAAUGCUUAAUACAGAUGAAUCCAAUCACUCAGGCUACGACGCUUUUAGUACCAACCGAUACAGAUCCUGUCAAUUCAAGGUCGAAGACUCGCAAGGUUAUCGAGGAGAAGACUUUCACCUUCGACAAUUCAUUUUGGAGUCAUGACGAGGCGGACGAGCAUUAUGCCCACCAGGAGGACGUUUACAAUUGCCUGGGUGAGGAGUUUCUAGACCACAACUUCGAAGGCUACCACACAUGCAUCUUUGCAUAUGGCCAGACUGGGUCUGGAAAGAGUUAUACAAUGAUGGGAACCCCAGAGCAACCGGGUCUCAUUCCCCGGACUUGUGAGGAUCUUUUUCAACGCAUCGAAGCCGCCCACAAUGAAACACCUAAUAUCUCGUACAACGUACGAGUAUCUUAUUUCGAAGUCUAUAAUGAACAUGUUCGCGAUCUCCUUGUCCCAGUGCACCCUAACCAACCACCGUAUUACCUCAAGAUUAGGGAGUCGCCAACGGAGGGGCCAUACAUCAAAGAUCUAACGGAUGCGCCUGUUAAGAACAUUUCAGAAAUCAUGCGGUAUAUGAAAAUGGGAGAUGCGAGCCGCACGACAGCAAGUACCAAGAUGAACGACACGAGUAGCAGAAGUCACGCGGUUUUCACCAUUAUGCUCAAGCAAAUCCAUCACGAUAUGGACACGGAUGAGACUACUGAACGCAUGGCACGAAUCCGACUUGUAGAUUUAGCAGGCAGUGAGCGAGCAAAAGCAACGGAGGCUACUGGCGCUCGUCUUCGAGAAGGAAGCAAUAUCAACAAAUCUCUCACUACACUUGGCCGCGUGAUCGCUGCACUUGCCGAUCCCAAGCAACAUCGACCGGGUAAGAGGAAUAAGGAUGUGGUACCAUAUCGAGAUUCAAUCCUCACUUGGCUGCUCAAGGAUUCCCUGGGAGGAAAUAGUAAAACUGCUAUGAUAGCUUGCAUAGCACCCUCAGACUACGAUGAGACCUUGUCAACACUACGCUAUGCUGACCAAGCUAAGAGAAUCCGCACUCGCGCUGUCGUUAAUCAGGAUCAUGUCUCAGCCGCCGAACGAGAUGCUCAAAUUGCCGCAAUGGCUGAAGAGAUACGCAUUCUGCAACUCAAUGUGUCAGAUAGUCGGCGACGAGAAAAGGAAGGAAGAGAGCAGGAAGAAAAGUUGGAAGAGUACCAGAACAGAGUCAUUGCGAUGCAGCGCAUGAUGGAAGAACGGAGUAUGGUAGCUGAGGGUAAGAUUCGUAACUUGCAGACAGAGAAUGAUGCACUGCGAUUGCACUUAAAGCUUGCGCUUGACAGCCUGAAAAAUCCGAUUGAAGUGCGGAGUGGGGGUAAUACCAUGCAAGGUGGAAGCAGGAAGGGUGACGUGUUUGAGGCUGGAGAGGAUGAUAAGGAGAACGAUGAGAGGAUGGAAGCGCCUGCUGGAGAGUAUGGUGACGAGGAUGAAGGUAUUGAUGUUUCAGUUCAUGAGGAGAGGGCCAGUGAAGUCCAGGGUUCCAUGAAGGACUUGCUGAAAGAUCUGGGAGUUUUUAAGAGAAAGAUUGGGGAUGACAAGAUCAGGUUUGUUACACCAUUAGGAAGCAGAGUCAACUGA
This is a messenger RNA of Amorphotheca resinae ATCC 22711, 1779 nucleotides long. RefSeq lists its product as hypothetical. Gene Ontology annotation, biological process: mitotic spindle organization; microtubule-based movement. The coding region runs from base 1 to 1779 and encodes 592 amino acids. The record is from RefSeq and is a predicted model, not a curated record. NCBI's taxonomy places the organism in Eukaryota, Fungi, Ascomycota, Leotiomycetes, Helotiales, Amorphothecaceae. The transcript has 2 exons. Gene Ontology annotation, molecular function: ATP binding; microtubule motor activity; microtubule binding.